Messenger RNA from Gamsiella multidivaricata, 1110 nucleotides. Its product is annotated as kinase-like domain-containing protein. The record is from RefSeq and is a predicted model, not a curated record. Gene Ontology annotation, molecular function: ATP binding; protein serine/threonine kinase activity. The annotation marks the transcript as partial. The transcript is spliced from 6 exons. NCBI's taxonomy places the organism in Eukaryota, Fungi, Mortierellomycota, Mortierellomycetes, Mortierellales, Mortierellaceae. Gene Ontology annotation, biological process: peptidyl-serine phosphorylation; intracellular signal transduction.
AUGUCUGCAUCAACGCCCGCUGUAGAUCCUCGAGACAUCGUCUCUGAAACCUUCUCGGCAGCUGCAUCGGCAACUUCUUCGACAACACCCUCAACCCCUGUCCCAAGGCCCUCUAUUGUCGCCUCCUCCUCUGCACCUGCUUCUGCACCUGCACCAACUCCAGCUGACGCCUCGAGUUCGACUGCAACCGUUCUCCCAAUUAAUACUACUCACUCUAACAAUGUAUCCACACCAACUACGGCAGCCAUACCCGUCCGCAAGCGUACUCUGGCAGAUUACAAACUAGGAAGGACCCUUGGCGAAGGAUCGUACUCGACUGUCGUGGCGGCAGUGGAUUUGUCGAACAAACGCGACUACGCGAUCAAAGUCCUCGACAAGCGACACAUCAUACGCGAAAAGAAGGUCAAAUAUGUCAACAUUGAAAAGAACACGCUUUACAAGCUUGAUCAUCCAGGAGUCGUCAAGCUGUAUUCGACCUUCCAGGACAGCUCUAGUCUAUACUACGUCCUAGAGUUGUGCCAGAAUGGAGAACUAUUGACAUUCAUCAAGAAGCUCGGCUCCUUUGACGAAAACUGCACGCGUUUCUACGUGGCGCAGAUUCUAACUGCCAUAGAGUAUGUCCACGGUCAGGGUGUCAUUCACCGGGAUCUGAAGCCAGAAAAUAUCCUUCUGGACCACCGCAUGUACAUCAAGUUGACAGAUUUCGGAACAGCAAAGAUGCUGGAGCCAUCAGAGGAUGGGACAGAAUCGGACAGGGCCAAUUCAUUCGUAGGAACAGCCGAAUACGUGUCGCCAGAACUGUUGACGGAGAAAGCAGCAUGCAAAAGUUCCGAUUUAUGGGCAUUGGGCUGCAUUAUAUACCAGCUCCUCGCAGGAAGACCUCCUUUUAAGGGAUCUAACGAAUAUCAAACGUUUCAAAAAAUUGUCAAACUCGAGUACUCGUUCCCAGCAGGUUUUCCAAAGACUGCCAUGGAUCUCGUUUCGCGUUUGCUGGUCCUUGAUCCUAAUGAACGCCUGGGUUCCAACAAUUCGAUCGACAAACUGAAGCAGCACUCCUUUUUCGACGGUGUGGAGUGGAACGAACUCUGGAAGCAGCCUGCGCCUAAACUU